CUUUAUUCAAAACUUCUGAAAUUUUUUAUGCAAACUAGUCUAGCUGAGGCCUUUAUGCAGGCAAAGUUUCAGGUCAAAAUUCGAAAGUAUAGCUUUGCUACCAAUGUAGGCAUACUAUAUGGAAAAUUCACUAGGAGCACGAUACCUCUUCAGAAUCAAGCCAGAAACCCGAACUUUUUUUUACUAUAGACACAGCUCAAUGUGAGCUACAAGAUGCGCGAAACCCCGACUGAAAAGCGCUCUGACACCUGGGAAUGUUUCCUUGCUAGUGAAAUAUCAAUAGGAACCCAAUUUUUAUUGGAACACUAUUUAAUAUCUACAGGUAAAAAAGAAAAAUAACUGAAAUCAAAAGGAAACCUUUAAGGAUUUCGAUUCGACUCGAUCAAAAAUCUGAUAACUUAUGCAUGCUAGUUGAGAUUUAUUUAGAAAUAAGAAUUUGAACUUUGACAAUCACGUAGAAAUACUUUGAAUUCUUCUGAUACAAUCGAGUUAUCUUUAAAAUCUUUUUAAUAUCUUUGACAAUCUAUUCGCUCGAACUCUCUUAUUAUUAAUAAAUAAAGUCGAUAGUUAACUAAAUAGAAUUUUGAUCAGUGUGAAUUCAUUUUGAGAAAUUCUAUUAAGAAUAUAAUCGUUCAAACAAUAUUAUAAAAAAUUCAUAGAUAUAUAACUACUUUUUGGAAAAAGUUUGUUUAUCGAUUUUUUUUCGUGUUAGUUAGAUUGGAAGUGACCAAAAAAAAACAUCUUUUUUCGCCUGAAAUGCUAAAGGGUGUGGGUGUCUUCUGGGAAAUGUCUAUAAAUAGUCUCACACAUAAUUUGAAGAUUUUGAGUUGAUGUUUUACUUAUAAGUAGAGUAGCACGAUUCUCUCUCAAACGAUUCUAUUUUUUAUUGAGAUAUAAAUCUUUUGGAGACUAUGUUAGUCUAGUAAUACUUCAUGUAUGAGUAAAAUCUUAAUAAAUUUUUCUUGCGUAGAUUCAAUUAUUGAUUCAUCUAUCAAUGAACCAAUUAUAAUAUUUUGUAGUGCAUUUGAACGUGAUCAAACAACUUAUCUUCUUAAUUGACUUGUAUCCAAAGGCAAUAAUGAUGAACAACAACAACAACAAUUAUCAAAACCUUUAUUUCGUAUUUGUUCAUUUGAAGCUUUAGUUGCUGCAAUACUUCGUCGUCUUGAUAUUGGUGAUUUUGCUCAUCAAAGUGUUCGAGAACAAUUACCUUGA
Messenger RNA from Rotaria sp. Silwood2, 1215 nucleotides. The record is from the annotation of a GenBank genome assembly. Lineage: Eukaryota; Metazoa; Rotifera; Eurotatoria; Philodinida; Philodinidae.